GGUUUUGUAGCAUCAUCUCCCCGGCGGCUUCGAAACCCUAAAAACCCCCAAAAGUUUAGCUUCCCGUCAAUCUCCAAUGGAGGAGUCUCCUGCUUCUAAGACGGAAGCUCAAGCUUUCGUAUACGAUACUCUUACACCUCUCUGUUUCUCAAAUUCGAAUCUAUCUCCUCCGCCGCCAGUUCAUGACGAAUCUCACCAAUACUCUGUUUUCCGCAAAGAGAUUUCAGAUUUCAAAGACGACACAGCGCCGGUUGAAUCAGCUACGAUUGAUUUCUUCUCACUGGACGUUGAUGCAGGGAGUAAUGAUAACGACGUCGAGCCUGUGACCCCUGUGGUGGUGGCGGCGGCGUCGUUGUCGAAGAAGAAGAGUAAAAAGAGGAAGAAAGAUGAAGAAACAGAGCAACCUAGAUUGGAGAGUAACUGGUUUAGUGAGAAUAGCUUUUCUAAGAUCCCAAUGCUUCAGUUGCAUAAAGAAAUAGUAGAUUUCUGUGAUUUUCUGUUACCAACACAAGCAGAGAAAGCUGAGCGUGAUGAGGCAGUGGCGAGUGUGUCAAGUGUUAUUAAGUAUAUCUGGCCGAGUUGCAAGGUUGAGGUUUUUGGGUCAUACAGGACAGGAUUGUAUCUUCCAACAAGUGAUAUUGAUGUGGUGAUUUUGGAAUCAGGUCUCACAAAUCCACAGCUAGGUUUACGCGCACUCUCCAGGGCAUUGUCACAAAGGGGAAUUGCAAAGAAUAUCAUGGUAAUUGCUAAGGCUCGUGUACCAAUUAUCAAGUUCGUUGAGAAGAAAAGCAACAUUUCAUUUGAUCUAAGUUUUGAUAUGGAGAAUGGACCAAAGGCGGCUGAGUUUAUACAGGAUGCAGUAUCAAAGUUGCCCCCUCUACGGCCAUUAUGUCUAAUUCUGAAAGUAUUUCUACAGCAGAGAGAACUUAACGAGGUGUACAGUGGUGGAAUUGGCUCAUAUGCACUUCUUGCAAUGCUCAUUUCAUUUCUCAAGUACCUCAAGGAUGGUCGAAGCGCACCUGAGCAUAACUUGGGAGUUCUAUUGGUAAAAUUCUUUGAUUUUUACGGGCGUAAGUUAAACACCGCAGAUGUUGGUGUAUCUUGCAAAAAGGGAGGAUCUUUCUUUUCUAAGAGCAACAAAGGUUUCCUGAACUUGGGCCGGCCAGGGCUCAUCUCUAUAGAGGAUCCACAGACACCAGAUAAUGACAUUGGGAAGAACUCAUUCAACUACUUUCAGAUUCGGUCAGCCUUUGGAAUGGCCUUAUCUACUUUGACAAACGCAAAAGCGAUCCUAGCGUUAGGACCAAACCGAAGCAUCCUCGGCACAAUAAUCAGACCAGAUCGGAUCCUGUCAGAGCGCAAAGGAGGGAAGAAUGGAGACGUUACUUUCAGCAGCUUGCUUCCCGGAGCAGGAGAGCCAUUGCCUACUGAUGGAAAAAGCAAUGGCGGGCUUUUCUGCAAUUGGGAGCUCGAAGAAGAUGAAGAAGGUUCGUUCCCAAGAGGGAGUACUGCAAACGGGGACAUUACUCCGAUAGUAGAGACUCCUGGUAAGAGAUCGAAAGAGUCUUCUGGAAAGAAGAAGAAGAAGAGUAAGAGUAAGAAGGAGGUAGAUGAAGAGGAAGAAGAAGAAGAAGAAGAAACGAGUUCAAAGAAGAAAAGACGAUGGAAGAAGAACAUAGUUGGAUACAGAUGGAAGUACUGAGAUGUUACUUUUUAGUUGGUUGAAUUUGGAACCAGAAAGAAAGGUUCUAUUAUGGAUGGACACACAGAGACUAUGAGUGUAAAUUAUAAUUUGGUAAAACAGUUCUUUAUGCUGUUUGUAACAAAUUAAAAGAAUUUACCAUCAGUUUUGAGUAGCUUUUAAUUUUUUUUUUAAAAAGAGAAUGUAAUGGAACAAAUUUAGACAUUUAGUAAUCAAUUUUAAAUUAAAAAUA
Messenger RNA from Camelina sativa (false flax), 1934 nucleotides. RefSeq lists its product as uncharacterized. Lineage: Eukaryota; Viridiplantae; Streptophyta; Magnoliopsida; Brassicales; Brassicaceae. Gene Ontology annotation, cellular component: TRAMP complex; nucleolus. Gene Ontology annotation, biological process: RNA 3'-end processing; polyadenylation-dependent ncRNA catabolic process. The record is from RefSeq and is a predicted model, not a curated record. Gene Ontology annotation, molecular function: poly(A) RNA polymerase activity; mRNA binding.